This is a messenger RNA of Xyrauchen texanus (razorback sucker), 2550 nucleotides long. Its product is annotated as netrin-G2-like. Lineage: Eukaryota; Metazoa; Chordata; Actinopteri; Cypriniformes; Catostomidae. The record is from RefSeq and is a predicted model, not a curated record. The transcript is spliced from 7 exons. The coding region runs from base 152 to 1738 and encodes 528 amino acids.
AAAAUCAAAGCAUGACAAUGGUGAGGUUAUGGGAUGCUUUAACUUGACCACCGGUGCUGCUGUUACAUGUUAAAGCAUCACCACGCUGUACCAACGGUGGUCCCACUCCUGUUUCUCUGGACCCACGGAAAUCCUCCGUCGCGCGACUGCCAUGCGUGCAUGCGCUGGGCUCCUCUUCCUGCUUGUGCACCUACUGGCGCGAGCCCGAGGCCAGUAUGACCUGUGCAAGUCGCUCGUGAGCACGGACGAAGGUGCCAUGUGGGAGCAUUAUGCGUGCCAACCCAAAUCCCAGUUCAUGAAGGAGUUCAUGCGCAUCCAGGUUGAGCCACCGGGCAUCACUUGCGGGAACCCGCCGGAAAGAUUCUGCACGCUGGAGAAUCCAUACCUCUGCAGUGAUGAAUGCGAUGCAUCCAACCCUGACCUGGCACACCCGCCGCAGCUGAUGCAGGAUCGAGAGCGCAGUGGUCUGAUCACCUACUGGCAGACGGUCACGUGGCAGCGAUAUCCUGAACCUCUUCAAGCCAACAUCACCCUGACCUGGAACAAGACCCUCGAGCUCACUGACGAUAUUCAAAUCACCUUUGAGUAUGGCCGACCUACUAUCAUGGUACUGGAAAAAUCGCUUAAUUUCGGCCGCACAUGGCAGCCCUACCAGUACUACGCAGACGACUGUGUGGAUGUGUUUAACAUGCCGGCAAGACGUGUACGCGAUCUGAACGCGGCCAACGCCACGCGUGUGAUCUGCACAGAGCACUAUUCCCGCUGGGUUGGGUCUAAGAACGAGAAGGUCGUGAGGUUUGAGGUGCGGCCACGAUUUGCCAUAUUUGCCGGCCCGAGGCUGCUGAAUAUGGAAGGGUUGUACACACGGAUGGAGAGCAUGAAGGGUCUACGUGAUUUCUUCACGUUUACGAAUCUGAGGCUCCGCCUACUUAGACCCGCCCUCGGUGGAACGUACGUCCAGAGAGACAACCUGCUCAAAUACUUCUACGCCAUCUCGAAUGUAGAGGUGCUAGCCAGGUGUCAGUGUAAUCUUCAUGCAUCUCAGUGCGUGUAUGUGGACGGCAACUUGCAGUGUCAAUGUGAACACAACACGACUGGACAGGACUGCCAGCGAUGCAAAAAAGGAUACAAAGCCAAGACCUGGAAAGCAGGAUCGUACUUACCCACACCGAACGGAUCCCCCAAUACAUGUGAGCAAAACACACAUAUAAUAGGAAAUUGUGAAUGUAAUGGACACUCUAACCGCUGCAGUUAUAUAGACUUCCUGAACAUCGUCACCUGUGUGAGCUGCAAACACAACACGCGUGGUCAAAACUGCGAGCAUUGCCGCAUGGGCUUCUACAAAAACACUUCUGCGGAGCCUGAUGACGAGAAUGUCUGUGUUGAGUGUAACUGUAAUACUAUGGGCUCGGUUCAUGACCGCUGUAACAGUACCGGGUUCUGUCAAUGUAAAGAUGGCGCUACCGGAGUCAAAUGUGAUGAAUGUCUCCCCGGUUACUAUUGGAAACAGGGCUGCUUCCCAAACGUGUGUGACGAGGAGUUACUAUUGUGCCAGAACGGGGGGACGUGCUAUCAAAAUCAGCGCUGUGUUUGCGCACCGGACUUUAAGGGUGUUUUGUGCCAACAGUCGCGCUGCGACGGAGGUAAAAAGUGUAACCAUGCCAGCGCGCUCACUUUGAGCCUGGCACUGCUGCUCUGCCCGCUCCUUGCCAUCCUGCUGGGCUCCGCCACCUCCUGAGAUACCCCUGCUUCAGCACCAGCGGCCACUGAGAGGGAAUGGUGCCCACCAUCGCCCUCAAAAGGACACAGAAUGCCCUGCGGGAGAUCAAGAUCGAGAGCUAAAAGACUCUAGUAGGGCUACAAAUAAAAGGAACUCAAAGCACUCCUUACAUAUACGCCGAGGAUGAAUGAUACACACACACACACACAUUCAAAUAAUCCAACAAGAUGGGAUUUCUUCAUCAAUUGCUGCAAGAUUGAACGCUCACCGCACUUCCUUCGCUCUGAUUGGCUCAGUGGAAGGGCAUGUUCUCACAUCUAGAAGGUUCUGUUUUUACGGAAAGACGGGAAAGCUGUGGCGUCACGUUUCUACACUCUUCCGAUGCAUUUUUAACAUUCAGAUGUAUGUAAUGAGCGCUCACUGUUAUUCAAAAAAAGCAAAGAUUGUGAAUAUGAUUGUGAUAUUUGUUAUCAUGAGUAUUAAGAUUUUAGGCACUGUACCGCUGGUUGUUAUAGGAAUGUAUGUUGCCACAGAAUUAAUAUUUACAAAGUAUUCAGGACACAAAGUAUCCAACUCAGCAACAUUAUGAGAAGAUAUCUAAUCAAAUCGAAUUAUUGUAAACCCUCACAUUAAUGGAUUAUUUUUGGUAGAGAAUAUUUUUGUUUGGAUCUACAUCUAUACAUAAGAGGUAUGAAUCUAUAACGUAGAGUUUACACUGGACACUUUACAGUCAGGUAUUACAAAGGAUGAAUUUAAGCACUAAAUGUAUCAAGAGAGAAAUCAGAAUUUAUUGCAAAAGUAUAUGAUGGGGUUUAUGGCACUGUAAAAGU